Danio rerio (zebrafish) is the source of this 4833-nucleotide messenger RNA. NCBI's taxonomy places the organism in Eukaryota, Metazoa, Chordata, Actinopteri, Cypriniformes, Danionidae. The record is from RefSeq and is a predicted model, not a curated record.
AAUUGAUGGGAGGGACGGGGGUCAUUGCUGAAAAAUGUCCCCAGUAAUCUCUCAUUCAUUAUGAGUGACAACGACCCGUCUCUGAAGCUCAAAUGGGCUGUUCUGCCGUCACUUUCAUUAGUCUGCUGCGUUUUUAACAUCCCACACUAGACUCAUCGGAGCUGUUUGUUCAUCAUCCAGAGCGCAUUAUUGUGCGCACCAUCACUUCAGAAGAUGGAUAUGAACUCUAGAACAUGUGGAUUUUUCAUUUGUAUCAUCCAGACUUUGCUUUUGUCAUCGGCUACUCUGGAACCUUUCGACCUGCUGUAUGAUAGCGGAGUGGAGGCUUUUUAUAAAGGAGAUUAUGGAAGUGUGGUGCGGUACAUGGAGAGCGCGCUGAACAGUUUCUCUGAAGUGCGCCGGACUAGAAUCACAUGCAGACUCAAAUGCAGGGACCAGAAUCGCUUUGACAGCUUUCAGACCGAGAAGAUUUUUGAAGUGAUUCUUCAUAAGGCGCACUGUUUAAAUGAAUGCAUUGACGGGAAGAUUGGACCCCAAUCCAUGCAUAAAAUCAGCGAGGAUGUCAUUCAGGAUUUCAACAGGAGAAUUCCAUAUAACUACCUGCAACUUGCCUACAGAAAACUCGGGCAACUGGACAAAGCUGCGUCUGCUGCUCAUACGUAUUUCCAGGCCAACCCUGAGCAUGUGGAGAUGAGAGAGGACCUGGAGCAGUACAAAGCACAGAAGGGUGUAAAAGAGGAACAUUUCAUUGACCGGGAAUCACGUCCACAUCAGAGAGCCUUCUUCGCUGGCGUGAAGCUCUAUGACAAAGGCCACUAUGAAGAGUCGAUGUCGCUGUUUGAGAAGGCUUUGAGCGAGUAUUAUCAUGCUGAUGAGGAUUGUCGGGCCCUUUGUGAAGGACCGCAGCACUUCGAGGAGCAGGAUCACGUCUUGUACAAAUACAGCCUGUACGAGCUCAUCUCAGAUCAUUACACACAGGUCCUUCACUGCAAGCAUGAGUGUGUCCGAGACUUGGCCACUCGUCCCGGUCGCCUGUCACCCAUGGAAAACUACCUGCCACUGCAUUACGACUACCUGCAGUUUGCUUAUUACCAAGCUGGGAGGUAUGAAGAGGCAUUGGACUGCGCAUUGACUUAUCUGUUGUUUCACGAAGGCGAAGAGUUCAUGACGGAGAAUGUGGAGUUUUACAGAGAGGUGCUAGGACAUGAUGGCCAGCCACGUAAGGAAGCUAAAGGGUAUUUGAGGCGGCACAAACAGGAGUUAGACCUGCUCCUCAUUGGCAGCAGUAACCUUGGUGUGGCCUAUACUGAAGGGAGCUACUGGAGCAGUUCAGGUGGUAGAGAAGAUGCGAACAGGAUUCCUUCUGGUACAGAUGGCUGGAUGGAUUAUGUGCCAAUAUCAGCCAAAAGAAACAUCACAAUGUCUAAGUUGCCAGAGCUGAGGGAAGGAGGUCCACUGCUGUAUGAAAAUGUGCAUGUCGUACUGAACUCUCUCUCCCUGAACGGCAGUCAGCGGGUGGUUCUUGAUGAUGUCAUCAGUGACGAGCAAUGCUCUGACCUCAGAAAUCUGGCACAUAGUGUCGCUGCAGCUGGUGAUGGUUACAAGGGGAAAAUGUCUCCUCACACGCCGAAUGAGAGGUUCGAAGGGGCGACGGUACUGAAAACAUUUAAGUUUGGCUAUGAGGGGCGUGUUCCUUUAAAAAGUGCCCGCCUCUUCUAUGAUGUCAGUGAGAAGGCUAGACGCAUCAUUGAGUCCUACUUCAAGCUCAACUCAACUUUGCAUUUCUCCUACACUCAUCUGGUGUGCCGGACUGCUAUAUCGGGUCAGCAAGACCACAGGAAUGACCUCAGUCACCCCAUUCAUGCUGACAACUGUCUUCUUGACCCAGAGGCCAACGAAUGCUGGAAGGAGCCUCCAGCGUACACUUACAGAGACUACAGUGCCCUGCUGUAUCUGAAUGGUGAUUUUGAUGGUGGAGAAUUCAUCUUUACAGAAAUGGAUGCCAAGACGGUCACAGCCUCGGUGAAGCCCAGAUGUGGGCGCCUGGUGGGCUUUUCUUCGGGUGGAGAGAAUCCACAUGGUGUUCGGGCUGUCACUAGAGGGCAGAGGUGUGCCGUGGCUCUCUGGUUUACUUUAAACCCCCUCUACAGGGAGCUGGAAAGGCUUCAAGCAGACGAAGUGGUUCAGGCUCUGGAUAAUCAGCACAUGUUUGAAGAUGACCUUCGCAUCAACCCAAAAGAUGAAUUAUAGUCCAUCUGCCAAUGGAGGAAAGCACAGGGUUCUUUACAUCUAUACCUAUUUAUUUAAAGACCAGAAUAACUUUAUUUUGUUUACUGUUGUGAUGUGUUUAUUUUGUUUCUGGCUGUUUGCAAGAGUGUUAUUAUAAUGUGUGAAUAUGAAAACCUCAGUUCGCAUUGAUAACCUUAUAAAGCAAAGCAACCCAAGCUCAUUCUGAAUACGUACCCUUAUAUAUGCUUCUGGAGAGCGCCAAAUAUGUCCCAGAAGGUACUUUUUUUCUUUUUUUUGCAGUUUUUGAUAUUGUAAAUCUAUCAGAGGCCGCUGUGUAUGCUUUUUGUACGCUCAAAUUUCUCUCACGAGUGCCAUUCACACCUGCUCUUCUCGUGUAAAUCCACCAGAGGCCGCUGUUGACUAGGGAUGGUUAGUUUAAGCAAAUUAGAUGAACGCAAUAAUGCGUGUUGAUGAAGGGAGUCACUCAACGCAUGCGCCAUACUGCGCGCUUUGCCUUCUAUAAGCAACAAGAACAAACGUCUGACAUCUCUGACGGUGUCUGUAUCCCUCAAAGCUGUUAAGAAUUACAUAUUUAGAGAUGUUGUGACAAUACGUAUUUAUGUGUGCCUUUGAUGCACCCCUUGAUGUUUUUUUUUUUUUUUAUGUUUUUUUGUCGCAGCACCAGUGGCACUGGAAUUAGGCACCAAAAUUCAUAUGCUGAUUUGGUCCGGUGCAUACAGGUUUCAAGGUGUUUUAGUACCCAACCCUACUGUCGACUGACCGAUCGAUUGAUCUACCCUUCUCCUAAAUCCAACCGGUUGUGUUUUUUUCAAAUGCAUCAGACUUCCCUUAACCCAACCGAGUGUUUACAAAAGCAAUUCAGAAAAUGAAGUCCUUGAUUUUUACCAUGUUUUACCCUGUUAUUUAUUUGUUCAUUUUAUUUUUGUCUUACUAGCUUUCUGGAACCAUUCUUCGCCACACUCAAACCCCGCCGUCUUCGCUUGGCUUCUUAAGUCCACCAACAUACACGUCGAGCCACUGGACAAACUAGUAACAGCGGAAAAAAGCCGUCCACACAUGGAGGUAAACGGUCAGCUGUUAAUCGUGAAAAGGAACCGCGUCAUAGCGUUCAGUAGCGUUCGUUUUAAAGACGGUAUGCAGCCAUACAUUCCUCUGGCUACAUAUUUCGUGAUCUCCAGAAAUGUAUAUAGGGGGUACAAUUUCAGAAUGAGCCUAUGUUGUUAUAAAGUCAAGAUGGAAUAAGUAAUGUCUUUACAUUUUUUACGCAGACCAUCAUGAUACAAUUUUAUGUUGGCUUUCAAAGAAACUAAAUAUCCUUUCAUUUAUAUGCCUCAAAGUAUGUUUUGAUGUUUAUUUUUAUUAAGGCAAGACACUGCUGGUGCAAACUAUGGUAAAAAAAAACUAAUAGUUAUACUUCCACAGCUGAUUGAUUACAUUAAAAAUAGAAAUAUGCACAAAUUAUGUACAAUUCUGGCAAACAUAAUCCACAAAUCUGAUCUGAUUGUUUAGCAACAGUUUUUGCCUACAGUGUGUCACCUGAAAUGAAAUGCACCAUUCAUACCACCAAAGACACUGUACAACAUCAUGAAUCUGGAUUUAUUUUAUAUUCAAAUCUAUUUAAUGAAACAUAAUCCUAGUUACAUAAUGAAAGACUAUGAAAAGUGAGGUUUUGCACAGUUGUGUAUUUACUGUACAUUCUUCUGUGAUAUUAGCAUACAGUAGCUGUCAGUUUUCUAAUAGUGCACUGUGAUUUCGUUUACCACAAUGCUUUCAGAUUAGCUAAUUUAUACCGUUUACAAAUGACCUGACUCAAGCUAUGGUGUUAUUUGAUCAUAGACGUCAGCAUUUAAUAUUAGUAACCUUUUUAAUAAAAGAUGAUAUUUGUUCCUGUUUCAAGGAAUUUGAUCUUAAAUGUGGCAUAUCUGAAUUGUCCUUUCCUUUCAAAUUCAUUGACUCGUGUGUUACGUGUAUCUCUGGUUGCCUCAGAUCCUGUUGAGUUUGAACAAAAAAGAACGACGGCCACUUUUAUUCACUGAUGUUUUCCUACAUGAGUAUUUAAGUCUGGUUUUACUGUCUGUAAUGCACAUGAUGAUUAUGAUGUGUAUUUGAAAUUAAAAAACUGAUUUGUCCUUAAUUGAUUUCAUAGGGUUCUUUAUUUAUUUUGGUAAUGUUUUAAUACUUUGCUUUUAAACUAGAUUCAAAAAAGGAUAGAAAAUAUACAUGGAAUUAAAUUAGUCAUGAGUUUCAGUGGUUAAACCUUGUGACAUUUUAGCAGUGCAGAGCUUAGUAGUUUUUAUUAUUAUUAUUAUUAUUAUUAUUAUUAUUAUUAUUAUCAUCACCAAACAAAUUCCACACAAGGACAUGGUGGCUCAGUGGUUAGCACUGUCGCCUCACAGCAACUAUAUUUUGCCAUAGUUGGUGAAUGGUGUGCAUGGGUGUUUUAUAGUACUGUGUGACUGCUUAAAAUAUAUUUUAUUCAUUCUUCUGUGGUGACCCCUGAAAAAAAAGGUACUAAGCCGAAGGAAAACGAACGAAUGAAUGAAUGUUUGCGAAAUGCUUCGUUUAAAUAAAGAGUGAGGUAUU